AUGGGUAAACAUAGGUAUGAUAAUAGACGACGUUCAGUCGUUAUUUUGGACGCUGGCUAUGUAUCGAUAAGAACCGAUGAUAUUUUUGCCUCAUCAAAAAUACUUGGUUUGCAUGGAAAAAAAUUAUUUUGUGUUAUUGCAAUAGUAGUUACACUUUUUACAAUCAGUUUUAUUAAUCUAACAUGUCUCGUUUGGAUUAUGCAUAAACUUGAUUGGUCACCAUUUCAUAAAAAUGGAUCAACAGUAUUUCAUUACGAUGAAAUUAAUCAACAAGUUCAAUUAUAUAAGCAAGCAAUGAUGGAUGAAACAGUGUAUACAACUACUAUAGAAGAUUCAUUACCUGUUGAUUUAAUAUCUGGAAAUCAGAUGGACGUGUAUGGUGAACAUAAUUCGAUUUUAUUCGAUGAUAGUCAAAUAUCAAUGAAUACCGAAAGUUUCUACAUGAAAAAUGAUUCUUUGGUUGAUUUUACUAAUCUUCAAUCAUUUAAAUUUCAUGACAAAAUUAAAACAAGAAUACGUCUUGAUCGUGUCAAUUCAAGACAUAUUCACAGUCAAACUCUGAAUAUCUCAACGAAUCAGCAUUUAACAGUCUCUAAUGUAAAUAAAAUACAUAUUUCUGGACCCAAUUUAACCAUAGAAGCCAAUAGAUUUAAUCGUCAUUCGUUAUUACGUUUUGGUGAUAAUCCUCGAAGAAAAAAAUCUAUUUAUUAUCCACAGAGAACAUCCAAUGGAAAUAUAAAUUUUCACUUUAAUUCAUUAUAUCUUGAUUUACUACGAUUACCAUCAGUGGAAAAUAUAGAUCGUAGUGAAUCAAUUAUCUAUCGUAUAUGUAUAUGCAAUACAACAUACUUACUUUUAUGGAGUUUCGCUCAUCAACCAUGUCCUCUUUGUUGA
Rotaria socialis is the source of this 894-nucleotide messenger RNA. NCBI's taxonomy places the organism in Eukaryota, Metazoa, Rotifera, Eurotatoria, Philodinida, Philodinidae. The record is from the annotation of a GenBank genome assembly.